AACACUUUUCUAUUUAAAAGAGUGUACAAAAGACGUAUUUCAAAACCUCGAUGAGAAGUACCAUUUAGUUUCGGAAGCGUAUUCCAUCACCAAAAAACUGUUCGUCCAAGGUCGUGACAACUAUAACACACUGAAGAACCGCUCGCUACACGUUAUGGACACCUUCCUGGACCUAGUGCACAUCAUGAACGAGGAGAUGGCGAGGGAACUGAGAAGUGCGAUUGUUAAAUUCUAUAAGAUCAAAUAUUUUCAUGAUUUUACUAAUUACGUGGUUAAUAUUGAAGAGACAGUGGACAUCAUCGAGCACUGUCUCAAGGAACCUUUGGAGAAGGUGGAUCAGAUCCGGGCCCAGUUUCACGAUGUGAUUAAGAACUUCCAGGACUCGCGCAACUUCGAUGUGGUGAACCGCUGCUACAACGAGCUGCCCGACGAGGUCGCGGUUACACACUGUCUAUUGCACCAGGCCGUGCUCUUCAAUGAAACGAUGCAAGCUAACCUAAUCGCCAUAGUCGAGAUAAAGACGCGCCAACACGCACAGGAUAUGAACGCAACGCUUUUCGGCGUACGGAAAUGUCUUAACGACUUCGUACCAAACUUCUUCGAGCAAGUUUUAGUAGACGCGUAUACGAACACUUGUGGUUUCCUCAAAGUUGUGAAUGCGUCAGUAUCUGAUUUGAUCCAAGACCGCUGGAGGAAAUUCCAUGAGACAAAGUUCCCGAAGAAAUGGAGCCCACUUGUUAGUCUUUUGAAAGAAAAGUCAUCAGCUACUCGACAAAGCACGAAAGAGCCGCUGUUUCUAACUCUGAUCGCAGCAAAUCUCACGCCUCACGAUAUUAUUACAACGCUUUAUUCCUAA
This is a messenger RNA of Papilio machaon (common yellow swallowtail), 856 nucleotides long. RefSeq lists its product as uncharacterized. Bases 155 to 856 code for a protein of 233 amino acids. Lineage: Eukaryota; Metazoa; Arthropoda; Insecta; Lepidoptera; Papilionidae. The record is from RefSeq and is a predicted model, not a curated record. The transcript has 5 exons.